Molecule: messenger RNA, 564 nt
Organism: Trypanosoma cruzi
Lineage: Eukaryota; Euglenozoa; Kinetoplastea; Trypanosomatida; Trypanosomatidae
Exons: 1
Coding region: 1-564 (187 amino acids)
Source: RefSeq, a predicted model, not a curated record
AUGGUGAAGCACAAUGUCUUAGGCAACAGGCCACACCACCGAACCAACAGCCAUCAUCGCACCGCCCACCACGACCGCCCGCCACGUCACGGGCAGCCCCACGCAAAGACGAGGGGACACGCUGGCGCUCGCUCGAAGGCUCCAAUCAUCGUGGAUGAUGGCACGAUUCCCGCCGCUUUCAUUUCGCCCUUUCAGGCAUCUCAGCCGCAGGCUGGGCAGCACUCCGCCACGGUUGUCAGGACAUCCGUCUCGGGCCCGUCGCAGCAGCAGAUGCUGUUUUACUCCAGCGUGCAGCGCCGUGGGGGUGUCUUCACAAAGUCGGAGUAUGAGACGAAGGCGCAGCUGGCACGAACGGGUGUCCUUCCCAACUCGAUUGCGUACCGCAAACGAGCCCGGAUCGCGAUGGAGGAAAAGACAGGGAAGCCCCAGACACUGCAGGGGCGUUUUGCCGACAUGCAAUCGGAAAAGGUGCAGGAGGAUGUGCGCCAGGCGAAGGCGCUUGUGGUGAAAAAUACAAAUGCGAAUCGCUUUGCUGUGGAAGAGAGCGAGAGUGACGAAUUGUAG